This is a messenger RNA of Saccostrea cuccullata (small rock oyster), 1013 nucleotides long. RefSeq lists its product as uncharacterized. Bases 12 to 938 code for a protein of 308 amino acids. The record is from RefSeq and is a predicted model, not a curated record. NCBI's taxonomy places the organism in Eukaryota, Metazoa, Mollusca, Bivalvia, Ostreida, Ostreidae. The transcript has 6 exons.
ACGGUUUUUACAUGUCAGACAUGAAUUCCGGAAUUAAUCAUUCUCUCCAGAUCGGCCCUUCAAUUCUUAUGCCUUUGUCACUUCUUGUGCUUAUGCAACCGCGAUUUUUGAGUCUCUGGAGCGUUCUUCUAACCAUUCAAGGCCCAGCUCAAAGUUUUACAGCAGUAAACAUGCCCAAAAGAAAGGCGUCUUCAGAUGAUGGGAAGUCACAGAGUAAAGUCUCCAAGAAAAAGAAAUCAAUAGCAGAUGAUGAAGAAGACACUAAAGGCAGCAAGCAGAAAAAAUCCUACCCAAAACUAGUGGACCCAGCAACAAACAAAGAAACUACAGGAGAAAUUAAAUACACAGCAAAGGAGCCCACACGGAACAAGAAAGGAGAACUCGUGUUUCCAGACUUCCCAGAAUUCCGUCCAAAUAUGACACCCAAAGAAGUUCUGCAGGCUGGCAGUUUUGGCGGAACUUACUUCCGUCCAAUCAAAUCAUCUGUUACAGGUAAACAGUAUAAAGAUGAAGCCUUCAAAGAACUCCCCACAGACUGGACUGAGGGUCUUAACAUCAAAAAACAGGUUACCUCCUCAAACUACAAUGAGUCAGUAAAUACAUACAAAGUGAAGUGUGGAGGGAGCCUGGAGAUGUGGGAGGAGAGUGGGUGGAUCCACAAACAAGACCCCUACGGCUGGUUCCAAUGGUUCUGCAGAUUCUGUCGAGGAAGGAGGACCCCUGAUGAUGAGCGACAGGUUGGGAGAUGGUUGAGGUGUGCAGGACCAACAGGAAGGUGGAAAAACAACCUCAUCUCCAAGUGUUACCGCAGCGGGGCCCGAUUCAAUGACCCCAACAUAUCCCCGGUGGUCAGACAGACCCUACAACACUGGGGGUACAGGCUAACUGAGGAGGACUACCUGGCUAAGGAGAAACAGCUCAAGAGAAAGAAAGUUUGAUAGGAGUGAGAAGAUAUAUAAGCAUGGUAAAAGAUGGUGGUUUACAGUGUUUUGCAGAAAAAAGUCAGAGGCCAA